Messenger RNA from Puntigrus tetrazona (Sumatra barb), 6331 nucleotides. RefSeq names its product patatin-like phospholipase domain containing 6 (gene pnpla6). The transcript is spliced from 34 exons. Gene Ontology annotation, molecular function: phosphatidylcholine lysophospholipase A1 activity. Gene Ontology annotation, biological process: phosphatidylcholine metabolic process. Gene Ontology annotation, cellular component: endoplasmic reticulum. Lineage: Eukaryota; Metazoa; Chordata; Actinopteri; Cypriniformes; Cyprinidae. The record is from RefSeq and is a predicted model, not a curated record. The coding region runs from base 327 to 4388 and encodes 1353 amino acids.
AUAAAGAACGUUAAUCACUUCUUACAUUUUCUUUUCAGGUGUUUAUACAAAUAUUAUAUCGUUCAUUUAAGUCAGUAAGCUAAAAAACCAAAAAAACAAACUAAAGAACGUUUGGUAAAUAACGUUGGGGGAGGGAAUCAGCGAAAGUCAUGAUCCUGAAUUCUGAUUGGUCUGCUUGUCAUCCCUGAUUGGUCGCUGCACUGACUGGGCGGGAUUUACGCAGAGCUCUGAACGGAUGUUUCCGGUUUGACCGUUGUUUGACAGAUCAGGACGGACAGUCGCUUCUAGCGCCUGUCGUUGAUGGCCCAGCUGUGUGUUGAGGUAGAAUGGGACAGAGCACAUCGGGCCCAGAGUCUGCAGAACCUCCCCAGCUGGACAGAUUCGGAAACAUCAAGAGUUUAGUGGAGGAUCAACUACAGACCAGCAUGGUGGUGGGAAUUUUAAUCGGCGCUGGAGUCGCCAUCGUCCUCAUCGCUGUCCUCAUAUUUUUUGUCCUGCGCAGGAUGCAGCUCCGCAAACUUGAGGCUCAGGAAGCCCCGAAGUACCGUUUUCGUAAAAGAGACAAGGUCUUGUUUUAUGGGAGGAAGAUUAUGAGGAAGGUGUCUCAGUCCACCUCUUCGUUAGUGGGCUCCACUUCCUCCUCCAGGCCCCGCCUCAAAAAGAAACAGAAGAUGCUGAACAUCGCCAAAAAGAUCCUGCGCUUUAAGAAGGAAGUGCCCACUCUGCAGAUGAAGGAGCCUCCUCCGUCAGUGCUGGAGGCAGAUCUCACAGAGUUCGACGUGGCCAAUUCUCACCUGCCGUCCGAGGUGCUCUACAUGCUCAAGAACGUGCGUGUGCUGGGUCACUUCGAGAAGCCGUUGUUUCUGGAGCUGUGCAAGCACAUGGUGUUUCUUCAGUUCCAGCAGGGCGAAUAUGUCUUCAGACCCGGGCAGCCUGACAGCAGCAUAUAUGUGGUACAGGACGGCAAGCUGGAGUUGUGUCUUACUGGACAGGAUGGAAAGGAUGGAGUGGUCAAAGAGGUUUACCCUGGGGACAGUGUUCACAGUCUGCUAAGCAUCCUUGAUGUCAUCACAGGUCACCAGAGACCUUAUAAAACCGUCUCGGCGAGAGCGGCAGAAGUGUCCACUGUCCUCAGGCUGCCUGUUGAGGCUUUUCUGUCCAUCUUUGAGAAAUACCCAGAGAGCCUUGUGCGAGUGGUUCAGAUCAUCAUGGUCCGUCUUCAGAGAGUGACUGUUCUAGCCCUGCACAACUAUCUGGGGCUCACCAACGAGCUCUUCAGCCAUGACAUGCAGGCUCGUCCCUCUCCUGUCUCUCCUCAUCCGACACGCUCCAGUCCGGUACGACACAGCAAACGCUUUGGCAGUCUCACGGUUCCUGAUAAACAUCGUGAAGCUGCCGUCCAAAGUGCUACUGGUGGGGAUCACGGGAAGGAUGGUGGCACAACACCGACCCUCAGUAGGACCAUAUCCAUGCCUGUAGACAUCGCAGGAAUUCAGAAGAGUCUGCGUUCAGAUUUCGAUAUGGCUUAUGAGAGAGGCCGUAUCUCUGUAUCUGCUGAGGAUGGAGAAGACAAUCUGCUGAGGAAAGCUCCACCUGCUUUCACUAGAGAGCAGCGGGAGAGGAAGGUGACCGUGGAUGAGGUUCCUUCAAGUGUGUAUUUGUAUCCUGAGGAGGAGCCUGGAAUGGAUAACAUUUUUAGUCCAUUUCAAGGACGACCCAACGCUACACUGUUCGAGGAGGCCCAGAAAGAGAUUCUCAAACUCAUGAAGAUCGAGGACCCUGCUCUGCUGAAUGGAAGGGUGACGUUUCAUCACGCUAAAGCUGGAUCCGUGUUAGCCAGACAGGGAGACCAGGAUGUGAGUCUGCAUUUUGUUCUGUCCGGAUGUCUCCAUGUCUAUCAGAAGAUGAUCGACAAGCAGGAAGCGGUGUGUUUGUUUGUGACCCAGCCGGGUGAGAUGGUUGGACAACUGGCUGUACUCACAGGAGAGCCGCUCAUCUUCACCGUCAAAGCUGAGCGUGAUUGUACCUACCUCAAAAUCUCCAAAUCUGACUUCUACGAGAUCAUGCGUGAGCAGCCAAGUGUAGUCCUCAGUGCAGCUCACACCGUGGCUAUCCGCAUGUCCCCGUUUGUACGGCAGAUGGAUUUCGCCAUUGACUGGAUGGCUGUAGAAGCUGGACGGGCCCUGUACAGGCAAGAUGAUCAGUCGGACUGUACCUACAUUGUGCUCAAUGGACGACUGCGUUCUGUCAUCCGAAAAGCCAACGGGAAGAAGGAGCUGGUUGGGGAGUAUGGCAGAGGAGAUCUCAUUGGAGUUGUGGAGGCUUUGACUCGGCAGCCUCGUGCCACCACAGUCCAUGCAGUCAGAGACACUGAGCUGGUGAAGCUUCCAGAAGGAACGCUCAACAACAUUAAGAGAAGAUACCCACAGGUGGUGACACGCUUGAUCCAUCUGCUGGGGCAGAAGAUUCUGGGGAACCUCCAGCAGCCCCGUGGACCUUUCUCAAGUUCUGUUCUGGGUGUGCCGAACGUGGCGUCGAGUCCAGACGUCACUAACCCAGCUAGCAAUCUCUCCACCGUGGCCGUGCUUCCCGUUUGUGAUGAUGUGCCAAUCAAUGCCUUCAAUUUGGAGCUCAGCCAUGCCCUCAGCGCCAUAGGACCAACCCUGCUGCUAACCAGUGACAUUAUCAGGGAGAGACUUGGAGCUUCUGCUUUGGACAGUAUUCAUGAGUACAGGCUAUCAGGUUGGUUGGCUCAGCAGGAGGACAUUAAUCGUAUAGUGCUGUAUCAGACGGACAGCGGUAUGACCCCAUGGACUCAACGCUGUAUCCGACAAGCUGACUGUAUCCUCAUUGUGGGGCUUGGAGACCAGGAACCUGCACUCGGAGAGUUGGAGCAGAUGUUGGAGAACACAGCGGUACGGGCCCUAAAGCAGUUAGUUCUGCUGCACCGUGAGGACGGGCCGGGUCCGUCAAGAACCGUUGAAUGGCUGAACAUGCGAAGCUGGUGCUCUGGACACCUUCACCUAAAGUGCCCUCGUAGAGUUUUCUCACGAAGAAGCCCCUCCAAAUUGCGAGAGGUAUAUGAAAAGGUUUUCGAAAAGACUGCAGACAGACACAGUGAUUUCUCACGGCUGGCCAGAGUACUCACAGGAAACAGCAUAGCCCUCGUGCUGGGCGGAGGCGGAGCCAGGGGCUGCUCUCAUGUUGGUGUAAUCAAAGCCAUGGAGGAUGCAGGAAUUCCCAUCGACAUAGUUGGAGGAACUUCCAUUGGCUCAUUCAUUGGUGCUCUGUAUGCCGAGGAGAGAAGUGCUGUUAGGGUCAAGCAGAGGGCGAGAGAGUGGUCCAAGGCAAUGAACUCCGUAUUCAAAACCGUUCUGGAUCUAACUUAUCCAAUCACGUCCAUGUUUUCUGGCUCUGCCUUCAACACCAGCAUCUCCAAAGUCUUUGAGGACAAACAGAUCGAGGACUUGUGGCUGCCUUACUUUAACGUGACCACAGACAUCACGGCUUCUGCUAUGCGUGUUCAUAAAGAUGGCUGUGUUUGGCGCUAUGUUAGAGCCAGUGCCUCCUAUACCCCUUAUCUGCCUCCUCUCUGCGACCCCAAGGACGGCCACCUCCUCGUGGAUGGUUGCUAUGUUAACAAUGUCCCAGCGGACAUAGCUCGCAACAUGGGCACAAAAACAGUCAUCGCCAUCGACGUGGGCAGCCAGGAUGAGACCGAUCUUUGUAACUACGGUGACUGUCUUUCUGGCUGGUGGCUGCUAUGGAAACGAAUCAACCCGUGGGCGGAGAAAGUGAAGGUGCCUGACAUGGCCGAAAUCCAGUCCCGUUUGGCCUAUGUGUCUUGCGUACGGCAGCUGGAGCUCGUCAAGAAGAGCGCAUACUGCGAGUACAUCCGGCCACCCAUCGACCGCUUCAAGACCAUGGACUUUGGGAAAUUUGAUGAAAUCUAUGAUGUGGGUUAUCAGCAUGGUAAACUAGUGUUUACUGAGUGGGCUCGCGGGGACAUUAUUGAAAAUAUGCUGAAAGACUAUCACUCGGCGGACUACAACGACAGCAAGAAGACGGAUUCGUGUACGUGUCCUAGUGCAGACUUCACUGAUCUAGCUGAAAUUGUGUCCAGGAUUGAGCCGGUGCAGAGCUACUUAGGAGCUGAUGCAGAGGAGUCUGACUAUGCGACGGAGUAUGAGGAGGACGGGAUGGACACCGUGAGAGAGGAGGAGGGUGAGGAAGAGGAAGAGGAGGAGGCCGAAGAUCCAGAGGACCAGUCUCCUGGAGAAUGGGGACCAAAUGGCAUCUUCCCAUCAGAUGAAGAGAAGACUGUCCGUCAGAGGAAGAACCUCACCAGGGACCCCAACUUGGACUUCUCUGGAGUGUCAGACUGCUGAAAAGGGAGUAAUGCAGGGUCGAAGGGCACUGGAAAGAGAAGCAGCCCAAGCAGGGGCUGAAGAAUAUGAAGAUAAAUACAGAAGAAAAGACUUCUGAAUCAAUAAGAUUGUUGGAAAGCCACCAAAGAUGCUGUGAUUUAGACCCUGUUAAAACUACAUUACCCACAACUUGUCACCAAAACUGUGACUCUGUUAUGCCUUUGGGAUUUUGGCUCAAGACUCUACAAAGACAGGGUCUAAUGACUGUGAGGCCCGCCGAGGCAGAGGAACCACUCCAUGAGAUCCCUUGCCACUGAAAUAUGGGGCUCUACAUUUUUUUUUAGAUGUUUAGGGAGUCAUGAGAAAAAUUGUCUACAGUAGCGGUCAGUAUACCACUAUCCAUAAGUUUGGUUUUCUUGAGGAUACCAGUUCAGUGGAGAUAGAGUGUGUGUGUGUGUGUGUGUGUGUGUGUGUGUGUGUGUGUGUGUGUGUGUGUGUGUGUGUACGGCCACAACCUGAACAUGCAUUGGCAACUCCUCUCAUAAGAUGCCAUCUAGACUAAAAAUGCCCAAGAUGCAUUGUUGAAGGUCUGAAACUGAGAGAAGACUGUAUAGGUUUAGAAAGACCCAACUUAUUAGGAAAAGUCACUGCAGAUUUGUUUAACACCGUUCCUGAUAUCUAAAAUGUAUUUUAAUGAGGGUCAACAGAGUGGAAAGCUAUGUAGGUGAAUAAAUUCUAUUAUUAUAAUAGGAAAUCAUUUUUACUCUCAGUGGGAGUAAAUAAAAAAAGGUGCCCAAAUAGUGUAGAAGACAGAUGGAUUGACUGCUGUGAUGUAAAUGUGGACGGAUGGAUACAUUGGAGGAGAACGAAAUCAAGAAUGAUAAAAAGAUUUUUCGAAGAGUAGUAGGAAAGAUAAGGAAAUCAUUGUGAUAGGGAGCAAAGAAGUGAGAGCUGUAGGAAGGAAGUGAAUGGAAUAGAGUCAGGAAGUGGAUAUAGUAGAGAGUGAGUGUGGUAAAGAGUGCUAGAGAUCAAAGAAGGAAGAGCAGUAGAGUGAGGGAGUGAUUGCGUGGUAGUGAGUGUGAUAAAGAGUCAGGAAGUGGAUGCGGUAGAGAGCCAGAGUGGUAAAGAGUGUGAGGAAGUGAAAAGCGGUAGUGAGUGAGAAAGUGAGUUCGGCAGAGAGUGAAAAAUGAGUGACAAAAUGAAGAAAGGCAAUGCAGAAGGCUUUCAUGAGGAGUGUUGUUAAUGCUUCAUGUUAAUCUGUGUGUGUGUGUGUGUGUGUGUGUGUGUUCAGCCUUUCAGAAAUGCAGAACUACUUAUGCUUCAGGUAGACGAGGUGGAUGCCUUAUUUUGUUAUUGCACAUUCACAAAGCAAAAAAGAGAGAGAGAUGAACAAAAACACCUGUAAUAUAAUGCCGUGAAGAUGUGGAUGAGUUUAAAUUGUGAUCCUGCUGAACGAGUGCCAGGUAUACCGUGUCCAGUGAUGGAGCACAUCUUCCUCGCACUCCAAAGCCAAAUGUCAUCCUUCCCAUAUUCACCAACCUAAAAGCUGUCCAUAAUCAAUGUAUUUUUUUUUUCCCUCUGAAACCUCACCGAGAUGUACAAAUUCCUCAACCCUCGAUGCUUUUGCUUUGUUUCAGUCUUUUAUGCUGAGACGGUUUGUUUUAUACGUUUACGAGAACCGAAAGGAUCGCCAACUACUAUUUAAUUUAUUUGUUUUACCACUGGCUUUUUUAAUAGCUUUUUAAAACACGUUAGAGAUUGUAGAGAAUAACAGUAAGCGGAUUCUUAUUUUGCUUGAUUAGCAUUUUUGCACUGAUGAUAAUGACGAAAAAAUGAUGUUGAAUGUGUUUUACUGUCUAAUAUAAAUGGUGGCUGAGGUACAGAAGGGUCACGAGUGUGUGUGACCAUUUUAAGCCUCAGAAAUAAAUGCUGAAUAAUGAAAAAUAAAAUCCUAUUUAAUGCCA